This is a messenger RNA of Capra hircus (goat), 3648 nucleotides long. RefSeq names its product hes family bHLH transcription factor 4 (gene HES4). Gene Ontology annotation, molecular function: RNA polymerase II cis-regulatory region sequence-specific DNA binding; DNA-binding transcription factor activity, RNA polymerase II-specific; protein dimerization activity. The record is from RefSeq and is a predicted model, not a curated record. Gene Ontology annotation, cellular component: nucleus. The coding region runs from base 1208 to 1876 and encodes 222 amino acids. NCBI's taxonomy places the organism in Eukaryota, Metazoa, Chordata, Mammalia, Artiodactyla, Bovidae. The transcript is spliced from 4 exons. Gene Ontology annotation, biological process: anterior/posterior pattern specification; regulation of transcription by RNA polymerase II.
AUUUUGCUCAUUUGCCUUUUCCUCCCGCAUCAGUUCAGAGUCCAGGAGAUGCUUCCCCAGCCCCAAGGGCAGUCGGGCCCACAGUGGGCCUCCAGAGAGGUUUGUGGGAUGCAGACAAGACUGCCCAGGCCACCAUGGGCUGGCAUCCCAGAACUCAAAAGAUGACUGUGCCCCACAAGGGAAUUCAAAGUGAAAACAUCAAACACGAAAAUAAGCUUAGCCCUCUUUCCUCCACGUGCUUCUUUGAAAUAACAAACAGAAAUGUAACAAUUAUCCUUCAUUUUUUGUGAGUUCUACUUUCUUAGCUGCUGCUUGGCUCAUCACUGUUGGGUAAUCCAGAAGAGAGUGACAUCACCAGUGGCCAUACAUCAUGACAUCUGGCUUGUGUCAUCAUCUACCUUAAACCUGAGACACCACCUAUGAUUGCCUGGAGACAUCACCAGCCUGACCAGUUACAUCCUUACAUUCCAUACCAUGACAUCAUCCUGCCUGUGAUGACGUCACUAUCUGCUCUGCGGCAUCUCUUUCAUUGGCCCUGUGAUGCCACCCUGCCUUCCUCACGACCUUGGCCAGCCAGCCUCUCUCCUGUCCAGCGGCUGUUGUUCCAUGUCCACUGUGUCCUCGGCAUCGUGCAGGUGCUGCUGGCGGCGAGGGUCAGAUCCGCAGGCCGCGCGGAGGUCCAAGGCCCCGGCGGAUUUGCGGAAGGCGGAGGCUCGCCUGUUCUUCGUGAGGGCAUAAGUGCCCCUCGCGAAUUUUCCUUUCAGAUUUCCCGCGGUCCCCGCUCGGCCUGAAGGUGAGCCUCGCGCCUCCGGCCUCCCGGAGAGGCCCCCUCCCGGCGCAUCGCUCGGAACGGGGGACCGGGGCGCGGCGAUUUUCCCGCCUACCCGGCGUAGUCCGAGGCAGACGCGGGCGGGGUGCCCCGGCUCGCCUUUGUCGCCAGCGGGGUCUGUGGGCCGGGAGCUGACUCGUGACUGACAGCCGGCGGGGGCAGCGGCCGGGGGCGGGCUGCCCGGCGCCGGCGGCUCAUUGGCUGGCGCGAGUGUGGGAAAGAACGCGGAGAGGGAUUCCCACGCCCCGCAGCCGCGCUGCCUUAAAUAGCCGGGCUGCUGCAGACACGCGCUUGGUAGCUGAGCCUGGGACCCGCAGAAGGGCCUGGGAAACCGCGCGCCCAGCCUACCCUCGGCUGGGGGCGGCGAGGGGGCGCACCAUGCCUGCGGACACCCCGGGGAAGCUGAGGGCCUCGCCGCGGGCGGGAGCGCCGGCCGGCGCCAGCCGGACCCCAGACCAGCCCCGGAGCGUGGCCGAGCACCGGAAGUCCUCCAAGCCCGUCAUGGAGAAGCGGCGCCGAGCGCGCAUCAACGAGAGUCUGGCUCAGCUGCAGAGCCUCCUCCUGGACGCCCUCAGGAAAGAGAGCUCCCGCCGCUCGAAGCUGGAGAAGGCGGACAUCCUGGAGCUGACCGUGAGGCACCUGCAGAGCCUGCGGCGCGUGCAGGUGACAGCUGCCCUCCGCUCGGACCCCGCCAUCCUGGGCAAGUAUCGCGCCGGCUUCCAUGAGUGUCUGGCCGAAGUGAAUCGCUUCCUGGCUGGCUGCGAGGGCGUCCCUGCGGACGUGCGGUCUCGUCUGCUCGGCCAUCUGGCAGCCUGCCUGGCCCGGCUGGGGCCCGCGCGCCGCCCGCUUCCACUGGCCCCAGCCACCGAAGCCCUGGAGCCCGAGAUCUACGCGGGCCGCCCGCCGCCACCAGCGUUUGACGGCCCUUGCCCCUUGCCGCGCCCCGGGGCGGCCUUGGCACCCAUCUUCCUGCCGAGGUUGGUCCUCGCCGCCCCCGGGGCCGGGGCCCAGGGCCAGGGCGCGCCCUGGAGGCCGUGGCUGCGGUGAGGCCGCGGCCCUAGAACCGACUGAGACUCUGCCAGAAAAUGGUUAUUUCCAGAGACCGUGUGGGGAAUUUUGUUUUGUCUUCUUUGUGAAGGGUUCAGUUUGGCCGAGGCCCAGCGGCAGAGUCGGUUGAUGUCUUCUCAUGAACGGGCGGGCCGGGCCAGGCCGGGCCGUGGGGAUUUAUUCAGCUCCCACCUGGGCCGGCCGGUGCGCCACGAGGGCUAUCGCCCGGCCUUGAGUUUGGCUGUGUCCCUCUGCGCUGAAGCCGACCGCCUCGAGGGAGGAGGGUGUGUGUGAGAUGUCCUGGGGGGCUCAGGCAGGACUGGAACAGUUACCACUUUCCCAGAGCGUCUCUGUGCUGAGAAGAGGUCGUGCAUCAUCCUGGGGCACAGAUCUCUUCCCGCAACCUCUCUUGAGGCCCCUAGAAGGCAGAGACGUGUUGUCUCAGGGGCUGAGCUGGGCUGAAGCUUGGGUUCUGACCUGGUGCACGGCCUGCCUUUUCCCGGGGAAGCACAGAAAUACCCUUGCGCACCUGCGGGUCAAGCCUGCCCCAAGCCAGUGUCUGCCUAGCAGAUGGGGUCAGCAGGAGAGGGCAUCUGAGUCCUAGAGGCAGGGCCCUCGACCGGCCUGACAAAGGGCCCUUUGUAUUGGAGCUCACCUCCCGCCAGAGUCCAGUCCUCCCCUGAGAGGGGAGUCCCCCGACAGUAGGAAGGAACUGGGGGUUCAUUGGCAGGCCUAUGCUCCUGUCUUGACACUGGCUGUGUGCUGACCCCACAAUACAGUGAUCCUAGCUGGCGUGGGGCAUUGGCAGGGAAGCCACUGUCCUGUGGUCCCAGGUCUCCUCAGGCUGCUGCUGGGGGCUGUGCUCCAGGGCCAGUGAGGAGGUGGUUGAGUCAUGUGGCUCACACUGCAGUGUCUCAUCCUGAGCCCUCUGAGGUCAAGGCAAGAUGGGUUUCCCAUCCACAGCCAAUUUCAUCAGAUGGUUGCCAGCCACCUGCCUGGCCAGGGAGCAUCAGGGAAGAGGAGGAUGAGUCACUGCUAGAGGCUUAUCUCCUCCUCCAAUGGCCCCAACAGUUCCUGAGCAAGGUUCAUCUGCCCUCCAGGACUCAGCUGUGCACACCAAGCAGGGCCCUCCAAGUCCCGCCAAGCCAGUCCCCUCCUGCUCUCUGACUGCCUGGCCCAUCUCCCUGGGUGUCCAGGGUCUGGGCCAGUGGUUUGAGGCAAUGGCAGCCAUGUGGGCCAGGAGCUGCACUGGGUCACCAGCAGGACUAUGGGGGAGUUACUGCUGACCAGCCUCGGAGGACCUCCCAGCAGAAGAGUUGCAGAGGGUCCAUUUCAAGAGCCAGAAGUUCAGCUUGUUUGGGGAAGGGGAGCUGUUUGGGGUGGAGGCUCAGUGCAGGAGGGGAAGGCAAGGGAUGUUGGGAUAUGAAGCCAGGUGGUUGGGUGGGUAGAGGGGUGGACAAGGCCUCCUCAGAGCUGGGUUCCAUGUGGCCUGAAGGAAUAAAAGGGAGCUCCCCCACCUGGUGGCCAGAGGGAGGAGGGCUGCCCAGGAAGGUCACCUGGAGCUUGGGUCAUCACUCCUCAGGGAGAGGGCAAUCACAGUGUCAAACCAGAUCCCCCUGUUCCUGGGCUGUGCUUCCUUUUACUUCCUUACUUCCUAUUCCUGGUCAUCUGUCCUCAAGACGCUGUCGCCAAAGAGGUGUUUGUGCUGAGGCCCCUGUCAGCCCUCCAGGGACCUCUCCGGCUCUGAGGGAACCACACUGUUGCUCAGACAG